CUCGGCGCGCAAAGCGAAAAGCAAACAACGCAGUAGCUUAUGGGUAAAUUCAUUGUCUUUUCGUGAUGGCCCGUAUAACAACAACAUGGCGGCGACCAUGAAAUGGAAGCGUGUGACAAAUUCUACUGGCCCAGUGCCGCGGCCAAGACAUGGUCAUCGUGCCGUUGCAAUAAGGGAAUUAAUGGUUGUCUUUGGAGGUGGAAAUGAAGGAAUUGUAGACGAAUUGCACGUCUAUAACACAGCGACGAACCAAUGGUUUGUUCCCGCCGUUCGAGGAGAUAUUCCUCCAGGUUGCGCCGCGUACGGCUUUAUUGCCGAAGGAACAAGACUAAUUAUAUUCGGUGGAAUGGUGGAGUAUGGGCGAUAUUCUAAUGAGAUGUAUGAGCUACAAGCUAGCAGGUGGGAAUGGAAAAAGCUGAAACCAAAGGCACCUAAGUCUCCAGGAGUUUAUCCAUGCCCUCGCCUUGGGCACAGUUUUACCACUGUUGGUCACAAAGCUUAUCUUUUUGCUGGUCUGGCCAAUGACAGUGACGAUCCAAAGAAUAAUAUACCCAGAUAUUUAAAUGAUCUUUAUGUCAUCGAUAUACGGAGUAGUAAUAAUUUACAAUGGGAGAUGCCAACUACAGUUGGUACUACACCAUCUCCUCGCGAGUCACACACUUGUGUUGCUACGUCUGACUCAGACAAUAAGAGACCCAGGCUUAUUGUUUAUGGUGGAAUGAGUGGCUGUCGCUUGGGUGAUCUGCAUCAACUGGAUAUUGACACAAUGACAUGGUCAAAACCAGCAAUCCACAAUAUGAUUCCUCUUCCAAGAAGCCUGCACUCUGCCACCACUAUUGGAAAGAGAAUGUUUGUGUUUGGAGGAUGGGUUCCACUUGUAAUGGAUGAGGUAAAAGGACGGCAAGAUGAAAAAGAGUGGAAGUGCACUAACUCUCUAGCGUGCUUAAAUUUAGAAACCAUGGCUUGGGAAAAUGUGGUAAUGGAUCAGUAUGAUGAUUCCAUUCCAAGAGCGAGAGCAGGACACUGCAGUGUAGCUAUCAAUACUAGAUUGUACAUGUGGAGUGGCAGAGAUGGCUACAGAAAAGCUUGGAAUAAUCAGGUGUGCUGCAAAGACCUGUGGUAUCUUGAAACAGAAAAACCUCCACCUCCUAGUAGGGUUCAGCUGGUCAGAGCUAGUACCACCACUCUGGAAGUGUGUUGGGGAUCUGUACCAACCGCUGAUGCCUACCUGCUGCAGUUACAGAAAUACGAACUUCCUCCCACACCACCAGUCACACCAGUCAAACCUCCUUUAACACCAAGUGGAUCUGCCAGUACUGGGAUCAUGAAAACCCCUCUGUCUGGGACCACCCCUCCAAAGGGACCUGCGAAGGCUUCUCCAGCAAACGGAAAGAUGACUUCCUCACCUUCUGUUACACCAACACCAACUAGCCAAGUAGGAAUGCCAAAAGUUGUAAUGCAAUCACCGUCACAGUCCCCUAAGCCACAAGUGCCAUCAGUUACAACGCCUGUGAAGCCUGUCGCUGUUACACAGAAACAGAAUCAAGCUGCAAGUCACGUGCCUGGUGUGAUAAAGGCUCCCAUAAUUAUGUCGACAGGUUCUUCAACAGCUCAGUCAAUGGCAACAGCUACCACAGCUGUGUCGGGUGCUAAAGCACCAGUCCAAAGCCAGGCUGUUAAUCAAGGUCAAGCAGCUUCAGCUGCCACAAUAACCAAUCAGGGACUGGCAUUGUUACGAGCACCAGUGCAACUUCCUCCUGGAGUCCAAGCCACCAUGAUCACGAAUGCUCAGGGCAUUCCUGUCAUGCGUCUUCAAGGAGCAGGAAUUCAGGGAACCGCGCCAGUCACUCUAGUCACAAGUCAAGUUGGAGCCACGCAACUCCAGGGUGCGACUAUUGUCCGCAUGGCUGCACCAAUUGGUGGUACUGUCACAACUGGAGCAGGGACAACCGGUACAGUGUUGAGAUUGCCAGUGCAGAGUGGAGGGGCAGGUGUACAAGGGACAGCAGUGCUUAAGAUUCCUGUCACAACAUCUAUACAAAUGCCUGGUACGACUGGGUUGACGCUUACUGCCAUGGCAGGAAGUACUGGACAGGCUGCGGUGAUCAGGCAGCAGCUCCCAGUGACUGUUCCUGCUAACCUACCCCCAGGAACACAGCUUAAGGUAGGUCCUCAGGGCCAGUUGACAGCUGUAGGUCCAGGUGGUAUUCCUGUGCAGCUUACCUUGCAAAACGUCAAGACUCAGCAGGUGGCUACAGGACUCCAGGGGUCCACAUUAGGAACACCAACUGUUGUGCAGAUAGCUGGGGCUUCACCUGUGAAGGCAGCCAAUACAGCACAGUUGGUGUCAUCGUCAUCUUCAGCGCCACCCUUGCAGAAGGUCACAGCAGUGUCUACCCAAGGCACCCCUGGUAUAAGCAGGUCUGCAGCCAACACAACCACAAUGUUGUCAACCUCCAAACCAGUGAUGACUACUACCUCUGGUACACCAGCAGCAGCAGCUGGACAGAGUACCACUUCUAACAAGAUGCCUUCUUCACCUGUGGUGUCUUCUACCUCGGGGCCUCCCCCUCUCCAGGUUUCACAGAGACAGGAGCAGAAAACCUUGGCAACGGCUGUCUCCACACAAAGCCCUGCAGCGGCUACUACUUCACUCAACAAACAGAACACCCCAGUAGUCAAGCAGGACACUAAAACAACGGUGGCAGAGACUUCAGCUGCUGCCUUGAGAACAGUGGCUUCCACAGCAGUAUCAACACCUACUGCAGCUCCCACUCCUUCACCUAUCAAAUCUCAGGUGCAACAGACGAUAACAUCCAGGAGUGCUGUGACGUUAAGUCUACCCUCCACUGUAGCUACAUCAACCGUGCAAGCUGUCAAGACAACAAUAGUAGAUAGCACUACCUUACCUAAACCCAAAACCACUGCUGUAACAGCAACACUUUCAACUCCAACUCCAACACAGUCUGUAGUCAGUGUGGCCAGGGUAACAGCUGCCGAGUCAACAGCGCCUUCGUCAUCGACACAGCUGUCAAGAUCGGCAGUACCGAAGGUUACGACUGCAGGUGUUGUCAAAGGGACAGCAGUGACUGCAACACCUGUUGUCUCGGCGGUGACAACCCCAUUGGUGUCCACAUCAGUGUCCACCAGUACCCCUGUGGCUGUUGUAUCUCCACUGAUAACUACUACGAGGCCUGCUGCGACAGCAGCAGUAGCUUCUCCUGCAAAGGUGACAACUACCACGCCUCUGAUCGCCAGCGCCAAGCCAUCGCCAGUUACCUCUGCUGUGGCGCGUACUGUUAAUGGCGGAGUUGGUGUCACAACUAAUCGAUCAGCGACACCUACUUCGAUAUCAAAGGUACCGAAGCCAGCCAAACCUACCUAUACAAGAAAAGUUCAGCCUUCCAAUCAGUGGUAUGAUGUGGGAAUCGUCAAAGGCAUCUCUAUGAUGGUGACGCAUUACUAUCUCUCCAGUGAUAACAACACUAAUGAGGCAAAUCUCGAUGUUGAAAGUAGCUCAGAACAGAGUUUGAAGAAACAGGAACUUCUACCAGGAACGGCUUACAAAUUCCGUGUGGCGGCCAUUAAUGCUUGUGGUAGAGGACUAUUCAGUGAUGUGUCAGCUUUCAAGACUUGUUUGCCAGGUUUCCCUGGAGCACCAUCCGCGAUAAAAAUAAGCAAGAAUGCAGAGGGAGCUCAUCUUUCGUGGGAAGCACCCUCAAAUACGGCCGGUAACGUCAGCGAAUACUCCGUGUACCUGGCCAUUCGCAGUCAGUCAGCCAACCAAUCAGAUGAGAAACCUGUUGCCGGCAUGACCUCAUCUACAAGUUCCACCCCAGUCCAGCUCGCUUUUGUACGUGUUUACUGUGGCGCCCAGCCCACCUGCACCGUCAGCACGGCCACGCUCCAAAGCGCUCACAUCGACUUCUCAACCAAACCUGCCAUUAUCUUCAGAAUCGCCGCUAAGAACGAUAAAGGUUAUGGUCCAGCAACACAAGUUAGGUGGCUUCAAGAUGUACGAGACUUGAAAGAUGGACAACUUGCUGUGAAGACAACAGCUAAACGUGCAGCCGCAGAUAGUCGCUCUGCGGAGUCAUCCAAAAGGGCCAAGAAGGAAAAAGAGAAAAAGGAAGAGAAAGUGAAAAAAGAGAAAGAUGCCGAAAAAGAGAAGGAUGCACCAGACGAUACCACACCAAAAGAUACAAAGGACACAUGAUAUAAAUACCCAAUACAAACAAAAUUACACUUAUUUUAUUCAGACAGAAACUCCUAUGAACAGUGAACGCUCUCGGUAGUAAAGUAGAAAAUGUUCUAACGGUGCUUCCUACAGUUUGGAUUUUCAAGUCGCCGCAGCUGGACACCUUCAAGGUUUGUUUUUCACUUGCGCAGAAGCAUAAGAAUUUGCAACAUACUCAAACGUAGUAAGGGUGCUUUCAAGUAGCGCCUUUUGUUGUCCUUAUAGAAGGCGCCAAUUAGAGCGGUUUUCAAUCGAGUGUUGUUUAACAAAGCCAAAGUAAUCACUGUGGCCAAUCACAAAGGACAGACAACGCAGUGAACCAAUCAAAAACUCAAAGUAAUUACAUGUAGCUGACGCGAAGCACGGGAAAACUUGUACGAACGAGUCGCGAUGGGUGUUGGUGUUUAUUCUGAUUGGAUGAAAAAGUGGCGCGAGUUUUUUAAGCCAAUCGUGUGGCGUAGUAGUUCAAAACAAUAUUUUUCGACACUCCUGUGAAAACCACUCUAUCAACAUCUUACUGUGUCUGCGAAUGUCGGCUUACACUUGUACUUAUGCUUAUGCCAUAGUGAAAACCGGCCUUAACAGUUAUAACACGGAAUAUUAAGUUAUCGGUUUUUGUUUACUUUGUUUUUGUGACGUACAAAAUUACGUUCACAGCAAAGAAAUCUUUAACCGGAAAAAUAGUUCACGAUAGCCGUAAAUAAACGCCAAAGAGGGAGACCAAGACGACGGUUAAGAGUGAGCAAAAUUGAGAGCAAUAAUGAUUUGAUAAAUUUAUCAAGACUAUUUUUUCCAGCUGUGCUGUCCAUGAAAUUCCUCUUUCACAAACGUUGCACUAAUUUGCCUUCUUUUUGUGACCGUGAGCGAUCUAGCGAUGUUUUUGUCUGUUGUAUUAUCGACAACGCGUAUGUUAUUUUAUCGUACAAAGAGAGCUGUAUAUUAUCUAUAUUACCUAUUGUAAGCCCUCUGGCUUCACAAUAGGCCUGAAAGAUUUUCGGAGCACCCUUUAUUUUUUCGAAUUAGGUAGCUCGGCUGCGAAUCCAAUGUCAGUUGUAGAAUAGGUACCCUAAGGGUAGAAAGAGAUGAUCUGAGCCCGCAGUUGUCAGCGCCCAGAUCGGUUUUCUUAGAAUACCUCAUGUAUUGUUGUCAUCGACUCUGACUCAAUUCUGAGGCGGAUACUUCGUGAUACAGUCGUGAAAAAGAACCUAAUUGGUUACCAGUGUGACGCUGCCUGGACCUUGUUCUUUUGAGUGAGGUUAUUUUUAAUUUAGUGUCGUACAUUGCUCGUUUAUUAAGAACCAACUAACUACCAAGCCGAGCUUCAUACUGCUGAUUCAAAAAACACUGUCCACGUAUAUUUUCUGUUUUCUUUAGCUCAUACCUUGUAGUAGAAAACUGAAAACUGUGAUCCUAUAUUUUAUGUAAGAGAAGAAAGUACUGUAUACCGUAAAUUCUGAUACCUCUGGAACCCUGGGGAUCCCCCGAGGGAUGGUGAUGUGAAUGUACAGCCUCUAGGCUAAUCUUUCUUGCUGUAUUGGUUGAGAAUGCUAGCGCUGUGCUUCAAAGUACGAUGUGUUUUGUUGAACGCGGAAGGCUAUCAUUCUGUACUAUCUUCCAUGCAAAAAAGUUUUCAAUAUCAUUUGUGCUUUGAGAAGUUUAACUGUAAAUAUAUUGCAUAGUAUAACCUGGGGUUCUAGCUGUAUCGCGGCAGAACAGACCAUUUUAACACAGAUCCCGUCGUAGCUGUAAUUAUCAUAAUUUAUUUUACUGUAGUUAUUUAACUCGGAGGCAAAUUUUUACGUUAAGACGUGGUAUUGCUUUGCGUCGAAUGUGAAUACGUUUAUGAUGACAGAGAGAUCAUAGCUCUGUAUGUACCCUUGAAGUGUACAGGGUGGGGAACUUAACUGUUGAUUUUGUAAGAACUUACCCAGACAGUGUUGCUGCAUAAACCUAUCUCCAGGGACAAGCGCUUCGAGAAUAAAGAGCGAAGCUUGCACACUGAA
Messenger RNA from Orbicella faveolata, 6240 nucleotides. RefSeq names its product host cell factor 2-like. Gene Ontology annotation, cellular component: histone methyltransferase complex. NCBI's taxonomy places the organism in Eukaryota, Metazoa, Cnidaria, Anthozoa, Scleractinia, Merulinidae. Gene Ontology annotation, biological process: regulation of DNA-templated transcription; chromatin remodeling. The record is from RefSeq and is a predicted model, not a curated record. Gene Ontology annotation, molecular function: protein binding; transcription coactivator activity.